Closterium sp. Naga37s-1 is the source of this 699-nucleotide messenger RNA. Lineage: Eukaryota; Viridiplantae; Streptophyta; Zygnematophyceae; Desmidiales; Closteriaceae. The record is from the annotation of a GenBank genome assembly.
AUGCUAGAUGGGGGGGUGGCGUCAUCCCCUGCUGCGUAUGUGCAGGCUCACAUCUCCUCUGCUCUCCGUCUGGACCCUGACCGCCCUGAGUAUCACGGAGCAUCCCUCCGCUGGGAGCCCAACGUGCCUGCUGCUCUUGCCACCUCUGCUUCCUCUCUUCCCUCUUCCGCUGGGUCUACUGCUGCUGCUCUCCCUCUGGCGCCGCUCUGUCUGGAGCUGCUCCAGGCACACGGCUCCUUCCCUGCUGGCUCCGUCCUCUCUGCGCUGUUUCUGCCUGAUGCCGCUGCGUGCCUCACGGUUCCUGCGAUGGCAGUGGGGAGGACUGGAGGGACGGUGGCUGUGAGAGGGGGAGGGGAGGGGGAGACGCAUGGUGGCCCCAGGGCAGUCCAGGCAGUGCAAUCGUUCCUGCGAGCAGCAGCAGUGGUAACGACAGUAGUGGUUCCAGAUGGCCCAGACAAGAUAGCAGCGCAGGCAGGGAUGUCACUCCUGAAGCCUGUGCACCGCUCUUCCAUCGCUCUGCACCGAGCGUCACCCAUGCCAUGCUGCAAGAGAGCCUACCUAAGGAUCACGCCCUUUGCCACGCUUUUGCACAUGGUUGCAGAAAAUAGAGGCUCAACUCUGAUCCUCAACCUGCCAGCCAACCCAACAUGGUUUCAGAGUGUCUGGCUGCCUUCAUGUCGGAUCUACCGCAUGGCUUGA